This is a messenger RNA of Stegostoma tigrinum, 4523 nucleotides long. RefSeq names its product glutamine-rich protein 2-like. The record is from RefSeq and is a predicted model, not a curated record. The transcript is spliced from 20 exons. NCBI's taxonomy places the organism in Eukaryota, Metazoa, Chordata, Chondrichthyes, Orectolobiformes, Stegostomatidae. Bases 114 to 2876 code for a protein of 920 amino acids.
GGGGGUGGGGCGGUGGCUCCGGCUCCGGCCCUGGUCCGGGCUCCGGCCACUGGCCGCUCAUUCGGAGCCGCAGCGGGCAGUAGUGUCCGGAGAGCGGCCCUCCCGGCGGCGACAUGUCGGUCACCAUCAGCCUGUUCGAUUUGGCCAAUUUGUCCAUCAGCCACCCCGAGCCCGGGAUGGUCAACUUCCUAGCGCUACACUCCCUGCUGCAUGCCAUCCUCAAGACCCUGGGCAUCCAGCAUGUCCAGACUGAGGAGCCCGAGCUCUUCAAACUGCUGGACAGUACAGGCAGAGCCCCGCUGGCCAGCAGCCCCUCUCCCCUACAGGAGCAGCCACUGAGGCCAGAGCCCCGUGGGGCCAGGAGCCGGGGACCAUACCUGCAGCUGGAGGAGAAGCUGCGGGACGUGGAGCAACAAGUGCAGGAACUGAGAAGGUUGCCCACUGGCAUGGAGCUGUUGGAGAGCAGCAAGAAACACGGCAAGUCGGUGCACGACAUGUGGAACCUGCUGCAGCUUCGCAAGAACACCGAGACCAACAAAGAAGGGGUUGACAAGGCUAUGUCUUUGAUGGAGGAGAUGGUGCAGGAGAUAAAUGAUUUGAAGAACUUCAAAAAUACUGUUGAAGAUCGCAUGACUGACAUUGACAAAGAUAUAGACAUGGUGACAACCCACAUAAGUUUAAUAAAUGAGCUACUGAAUAAAACUCCAGAACAAUUGCAGAAGUUUGUCAGUUGGAAGAUGCUUCAAAACACCCUUGUGGAUACUCCUCAUGAUCGUUCAGAUGAUAUUAGAUUGUUUCUAGCGAGCGAAGACCCUGACAAGUCUCCCCAUGCUCCCGAUGUUAAACCUGAAACCUCAUAUCAACCAAUGAUUUCUGAAGAUGCUGGCAGUAAACCUGCUGCCUCAAAAGAUAAACCUGCCUCAGCAAAUGACAUACACUCAAGUGAAAAAUCUUUGAGAAAACUGGAAACUGAACUGAUGGACUCAGCUUCAUUUUUGGUCACUGAGGAUGAAGCCCAACUUCAUCCAGAUAUUGCAUUAGCUCUUCAACACAUUCGACAUGUCACCGACACCCAGCCUGCUUUGAUCCAGCGAGUAACUGUCCUUGAAAAAGCCUUAGCAGAUUUAGUGUCAGGCAUGGAGAUUGGGAAAGGAACGGAUUUGCAGACUGCUGGUAAGACGUCGAGCCAUGCUGAUGAUGUGAAGUCAAAGGAAGACAUUAAAUCACAGAUAUCGUCUCUCAGGGACAUGGUGCAAAAUAUUGAUGAAGAACUGAAAGAAAUGCGCAAAUUUCAGCAAACAAGCAGCAAAGACAGAGGCCAGAUGCAGAAACAGUUAGAUAAAUUAGGGCCAGUCCUGGAGAAAAUCAUGAGCUCUUCCUGUGCGCUGCUGGGAAUGAGCCUGGGUCUGGAGACUGAAGUCACCUGCCCUGUCUGCAGUUUAGAUGUCAGUCAAGAUGCCAGCAAUCUGUGCCAGCGUUUCCAGAAAUUGCAGAAUACGGUUAACAGCCUCGUAGACUCAACCGAAGGCAAUGUGAAGGACCAGGAACUGCAGAAUCAGUUGCAGAACCACAUUCUCCAGCUGCAGGGUGAGUGUGAGAGGCUCAAUAUGAUGACCAGCCAACUUCUGCAGGAAGACCAACUCCAUCAGAAAAAUAUUGAGGCUUUGAAUGAGUCACUGAAUCGUUUGGAGAGAAAAUGUUCCGAUGGGAAUAUCAGCCGCACACAGUUUGAUGCUGUAACAGACCAGAUCAACAAGAUGAUUCAGGGAAUUCUGAACAAGAUCUGUAUGCAGGAGAAGGACUGGGGCAGUAUUCUCGAACAGCUCACAGCAGAGAUGGAUUGCAAGCUUAACCGUGUUGAACUGGAUCCAUUGAAGAAGCAGUUGGAAAAUAGGUGGAAAUCGAUUCGGAAGCACUUGCAGAAACAUAAAGGUUUUGAACAGGAAGGAGCUGCAGCACUGAAGAAGCAGCUCAUCAGCCAUUUCCACUGCCUCUCCUGUGACCGACCAUUGGAUAUCAAAAUGACCUCUGCCCCUAAUGUAAUCUCAUUUCCGAUACCGACCUAUCCUGUUCACGGUUAUCCCCGUUCCCACUGGCAGGAUAUUGAUCAUUCACGAUGGAGGAAUCGAGGAGUACAGUCCCAUGCACUACAUGAUCGGACUAUAAACAGCAUGCAGCGCCUGCACAUGAGCCUGUGCAGGCAGAUAGAGAGUGUGCAGACCCACAUUAAGGGAUCAGUCAAGGCAGUGAGUCCAUUUAUGAGGCCCCUGCUUCAUAUGGGCUGUCCAAUAGCAAGACCAGCUCCUCGCAAAAUGUAUGAGAGUCUCAUCAAAUCAGAACGGAUUUCCGAGCUGAUGGAGAGCUUCCCACCAAAUGCUCGAAGCUGUGGCGGGAGUCACACUCUGACCUCAGGCUACCAUCGCCGAGGCCUAAAGAGCUAUGAGCAUCAUCUGAGCAUGCUGCUCGAUGAGGAACACUCCAACAAGGCAGAGUCGGUUAUGGCGAGCGUGGACUCCUAUCCGCCCAAGGCAAGGAGCAGCCGUAAACUACCAUCCCUAACAGCCAAAGAUGUGAACAAGUGUAAACCAGCCAGGUGUCCCUCUCGGAAAAGCUCAUCUGCCAGACUCACCUGCAAUCCCCUGUGCUGUCCUCACCUCCCAUCUCUCAAACCACCAGGUUCAGUAAUGCCAAAGGAAAUGUUCUCAGAGCCUGACUGUCAGUUCCUGACCGAGCCAUCACUGCCAUCUCCUUGCAGUGAGAGUGAAACGUCAUCGGAGCAGCCCUCACUGUCUAACCCUUCAACCGAGCAGCCUCUGGACGUACCUGUACCCACAGGAGCAGAGCCACAGGCACCUGUCAAGUCUCUAAAUAUUUAAACCACUUUAAUAUAUAUGGAAAAGUUUUGUUAAAGAUUCAGUUGUGUCUCUUUGGCUCUUGGCUUCUGAGGAAGGUGAGAGGUGCUCCUGGGAAUAUUAAAGUGAGCGAGAUUUGUUUGUAAAGGAACAUGUUCUGAAAACAUCUGGUCGUUAUGGCUGUGAAUAAACAGGAAACUUUUGCCCGAGUUGGCUCCUUCCCAUCGUGCUUUCUGAUAUCAGUGAAGGAAAUCGCACAUUUCCAUGUAGCCUUGGGGUACAAUAGCCACUUGGCAUUGACCCUGAUUCCCAUCAUUUCCCUGUUACCGAUACAACAGUGACAGCGCUCAGGCCCGAACACACGGUCUCUCUGUUCUGACAGGUCCCCUCCAGACCACUCAUCAUCCUUGGAAAUAUAUCUCAGUUUCUUCACUGUCCCCAGGUCACAAUCCUGGAAUUCCCUCCGUCAGGGCAUUGUGGGUCUAUCUACAGCAUAUGGACUGCAGCAGUUCAGGGAGAGCUCUCCACGAUCCACCUUCUCCACAAUAACCAGAUCAGGCAGCAGCACCAUUCUGCAUGUGGUCCUGAAUAAUGUAGUUUGUUAGAAAGUAAAUAAACCAAACCGUAAAUACCUGCCAGGAUGGUUUAGGUUUGAAUGAAUUUCAUUGUGAGUUAGAAUAUGUCAGCUCCCUGAGUUGUGUGCCCCAAUCAGAGGUAGCUGACUGCAGAAUGAGUCCAUCCCAGCUCUGCACUGAGAUUGUUGCUAGGAGCUGCGGAUAUGAGUUAGACAGUCUUGAGAGUGAGGGGUGGGGGUAUGGAAACAAGGAGACAAAUCGGUGGGGGUGGGGAGGGUCAUCAGGACAGCGUCAAAGUUGGAGCAGGAUGAGAAUAACAGGACAGUUUGAAGGGGGUCAGAGUGGAGUGAGGGGUGACAGAGGAGAGUUUUAUGGGGAGGAGGCUGUGGGCUGAAGCAGGGUGUGGAUGAGAGUAUUCAGAGUUUCUGUGGUGAACCCGUGUCUGGGUUUAGACAUUAGUUGGUUGGGGACUGGGUUUAGUGGAGUUUCCAGGGUACAGGACCGAAUCAGUAAUGAGCCCCUCAGCGUGUACAAACAGUGUGGCCCCCUGGGAAAUUCAAAUCAAAACUUAUUGAAAAUGAACAAACGUGUAAAUGCAGAUCCAAACAUUGUGUCCUGUUAGAGGAAUGUUUUCAAAGACUUUUUGCCUUUAGUUUUGAAGGAUAAUGAUAGGUGGGAGAACUGAUGGUGGGUAUAAACUUUUAAUCCAAUGUUGACACGGUCACCAAGGCAACAAGGUAGCCUGUUCCCCCAAUGUUGGCAAUGAGUGACCAAAUUCCUCCCAAUUGCCAUACGCAUCCUCACCACUGCUCCCUGUCCCAGCCCUGUCCCCACACCGCAGCCCAGCUCACCCCUCCCCUUCUGUGAUAGUGACCAAAUGACCAGCUGUCCUGGGACUGUUAGUGAGCAAAUCCUCCAGCAUGCCUCCUCAGUCUGCUUGUGCCUGUCCUGAUUCUGUCAAAAAUCAUUUUUGUUUGCAAUUGUAUGAAUUGUCUUGCUGAGACCUGAUUUGUUCUACUCACUGUAUUAAAAUGUCAAACCGCUGAUUCCACACUUUGCUCAUCUGAAUAAAUGCCAUUUGAAAAAGGAAGUUUAA